This is a messenger RNA of Ornithorhynchus anatinus (platypus), 3508 nucleotides long. It is a transcript of the gene CEP41, whose product is annotated as centrosomal protein 41. Gene Ontology annotation, biological process: protein polyglutamylation; cilium assembly. NCBI's taxonomy places the organism in Eukaryota, Metazoa, Chordata, Mammalia, Monotremata, Ornithorhynchidae. The transcript is spliced from 11 exons. Gene Ontology annotation, cellular component: ciliary basal body. Bases 53 to 1180 code for a protein of 375 amino acids. The record is from RefSeq and is a predicted model, not a curated record.
AGGUUAUUGGGGGGCGCCCGAGGCGGCCCUCAGCCGCGGCCGUUAGGGGAAGAUGUCCGCCCGCCGACGCCUCAUCGGGGACCCUGAGUAUCUGACAAAAAGGAUUCCACAAAACCCAAGGUAUCAGCAUAUCAAGUCUAGGCUCGACACUGGUAACAGUAUGACCAAAUACAUUGAGAAACUGGAAGAGAUCAAAAGAAAUUAUAGAUACAAAAAAGAUGAGCUUUUUAAGAGACUAAAAGUUACGACUUUUGCCCAGUUGGUCAUUCAAGUUGCAUCCCUGUCUGAUCAGACACUGGAAGUCACAACUGAAGAAAUUCAGAGGCUGGAAGAUAGUGAGCCUGCCGCUUCUGACCCUGAUGCUGAAAUCACAGGGAAGAUCAAUGGGAAAGGAAGCCCCAGUGAGAAACCUGCAAGCCCAAUCCAAUUCAUAAACAACACUGGAGGCGGGGAGUCAUAUCGAUCAACUUUGCAUAGUGUCAUCAGCGGUGUUGGGGAGUUGGACCUAGACAAAGAAACCCCAAAGAAAACAGAGCUCAAUUCCAAAGAUAAACCUUAUCCUGAUUGCCCCUUCCUAUUGCUAGAUGUCCGAGAUAGAGACUCUUACAAUCAAUGCCACAUCGUUGGAGCUUACAGUUACCCUAUUGCAACUCUGUCUAGAGCAAUGAAUCCUUAUUCAAAUGACAUUCUUGAAUAUAAAAAUGCCCAUGGCAAGAUUAUCAUACUUUACGACGAUGACGAGAGGCUAGCCAGCCAGGCAGCCACCACUAUGUGCGAACGGGGAUUCGAGAACCUCUUCAUGCUGUCUGGAGGUCUGAAAGUCCUAGCCCAAAAAUUCCCAGAAGGGCUGAUCACUGGCUCACUGCCAGAAAACUGCCAGCAGACGUUUCCGCCCGGAUCUGCUCGGAAGCGAACCAGCCCCAGAGGGCAGCCCCCACCUGCCGAAAACAAAUGGAGAUUUACCCCAGAAGAUAUACAAAAGAUAGAAUACUACCUGGAAGAGGAUCAGAGUCCUGCUAACCCUUCUGGUCGUCUGAACCGUGGCUUCUCCUCUGGGAGAGAUUCCAGAGGGACCGCUGGGCGCAGCGGUCAGACGCUGUCCACCGGGGGCCCAGCCAUCAACCUGAAUGCCCGCUCUCUCAGCAGCAGCAGCAGCCUUCAGAAUAAACCCUGGAAGUAAAGACUUUGUCUCUGCACAGUCCAAUAAAUUAUUUCCCACUUCUGGGAACCCUUACUCAGUUCCCAAGUUGGUCCUUUUCAGAAACUGCUUCGGAGAAAUGACAGUGGCUCUCGUGGGAUGGAGCGAAGUGAGGAGCACCAGCCGGGAGACCCUCCACGGAAACUAGGUUGGCAUAUAACAAGCUGUAGCAUCCUCCCUGCUGUUUACAGACUAUUUAAUAUUUAAGCCUCGCAAACCGACUAGGAAAAGGUCAAACAGUAGGCCAUGAACCGUCUGUACGAUUCUCCGAAGAUUGUUUUGUUUCCUGUCCCAUCCCAUGCCGAACUGUAAAUAUUUAAACUGUAGCAGCGGAUGUGUCUCUCCACGUUGCUUUUCAUUGGAUGAAAGGAGCUUUGAGGAAGUUUCCAAGGGAAUGUUUUUCAGGGUGGAUUCAGGCGACUCUUAAAAUUCUAGCCCAACACCAGCUGUUUGGUUGCUCAAGAGUCACCUUCCCCAGGGCAGCUUUCAAUUUUGCCCUCCCAGUCAGCAGUUCUGGUAACCAUUUACCCAAAGUCGGGUUAAAAAGCAGACCAUUUGACUUUUCGGCCUUCCCUCUUCAUUGCAUCAAUCAUCCUUCAUCCAGUGAAAUAGGCACCGGUGACAGCAGAUAGAACUGUCCGUAGGUACCAACACUUGGAGUGCUCCCACCGCCGCAAACCAGACCCCAACUCCCAGAUUUUUGGAACUCUAGAAAUGGUUCUGACUUGGCAAUUCAGACAGAUUGUUGUCCCCUAGUUUUUAGUUUUGGCACUUCCUGACUUGAUUAGUGAAAAUGGAAGGUCUCUGUGAGGCUAUAGUUCCUGAUCAGGCAGUUUGUUCUCAACCCAAUAAUUACCAAGAGAAGAUGGCUUGCCAGUGGCUGUGUCAGUAUCUGGCAUUCCCCACUGAACCCCAGCUGGCCUGUGGGCAACCAUGCUUCCUGGCUCUUACCUACAGUAUUGGUUGAAUUUUGUGAUCAGUCAAAUUCCUCAUUGAUUUCUCCUUCCCAACACUGAGUUGGCAUUAGGGGUUUGGGAUGGGGUGGGGAUGUUAGCUCUUUUGUUGGCUAGAAUUUGGAUUUAGCAUUACUUGAAUCACCUGGAAGCCAAGUUCCACUUUUUCUUGUCAAGAAAAGGCAGCAGCUAAAGAUGAGGAAUGUGAGCAUCUUGGACUUUCUGCCUUGUCUGUGGUCUGUAACUGUAGUCUGAGACUGAAAGUCCAACUGCGAUCUUUGUCAAAGCUCCAUGAUUUCUCACAAGCAGGAUGGCGAGAGCCCCUGUUCUUAGGUAUUAUGUUAAAUAAUCUCCAGUAUAAGAUUUGCCUAGCUUCGAGGUAAGCCCCUUUUGCUGUUAAGUGCCAUAGUAUUUAUUGCCUAAUAGGUUGUUUUUCAGACAAUCAAAAGUUGUAAAUGUCUCUCGGGAGAGUUCUUCAACCUGCUCAGAGAUUCUCUGUUAGGGUAUUUCUCUUUGGCCCACUUUCAGAAAUGCAGAAUUAUCCUGCACAUAGAAAUCCAGGCAGAUCGGGUGCAUUGUUAAAUGGCAGUUCCAAAUUUGAACAAGAUUCAAAAUUCUUGCUCAAAAUUCCACCGCCAAUAAACAGCCUUAAUGAGAAACAUCUCAUUUUUUAGCUGUAAAUUUGCUGCCCUAGGCCAUAGGUCAUCCUUUCUGCUGAUGCCAAAUGCUUCAGUUUUUGUACUUCCUCCUUAAGCUUAGAUAGAUGAAUAUACACUUUUGGUACUAAAAAAACUAAAGAAUUAACUCAAUCCGACAGCUGGCUAGGCAUUCAGCUGUGUUUGGCACUUUCCAACAUUUGAAUAAGUUAUUUUUCUACAUAACAUUUUGAUUGCACUAUUCAAAACCGACAAGUCAAGAGGUUUAGUUCCCCACUGACAUUUUUUCGAAAGGAAUCAGCUGCCUGCUUUUGGGUCACAACCAUUUUUGGCUCCCAUUGACUCUCUCCCUUCGGUUCCCAACACUCGAUCUGUUCUAGAUUUUAGUAUCUGUACGUAUUUGGACAGUCAAUUGUAUCUCUUGGCAUUGCUGCAUGUUUUGAUGAUUUUUGGAAGGUGAAUGUAUUUCAUAAGUGUGCUGGCAGAGGGGAACCCUUUUUAGUGCCCAGCCUGCAGAGUAUUGGUGCUGAGCUGGCACUUUAUCUGUUAUGUGUUUUUGAUAAGUAUGAGGAUUUCAGUUUUACUGGUUUUAACUUUUCUCUUUAACACAUCCCCCAGCCCAAGUGAUGUUGUUUCUUUCUGUGAUACUAUGUGUUAAUUAGGAAUGUUGAAGAUUAAAGUACAAUAUAGAGCAACUGUGA